AUGAAAUUCUCUCAUUCAUUGCAGUUUAAUGCCGUCCCUGAGUGGUCGUCGAAGUACAUCGCUUAUACUACGUUAAAGAAAUUAAUUUACACAUUACAAAGGAAUUCUUUACAUUCGCCAGGUAAUGACAUCGAGUCUAGUCAGCUUCUAUCCAACUAUUCAUCGGUGCCUGGAAAUAAUGGUGAUCCAUCGAGUGUCUUUUUAGCAGCUCUAGAUGCUGAAUUAAAGAAGAUUGACGAGUUUUAUCAAGCACAAGAAAAGAUAAUCUUUAAAAGUCUUGAAGAAUUGGUUGCUGAUAUGGAAGAUUUUGAGAAUGAAUUGAACACAGCAACUAGCUUUCGUGGUAGGAACGACUCUGAUUUUAAUGACUUCAGUUUGAAUAAGAGUAAGAGGAAUCGGGACCGUGCUGGCUCUGGGGCUUCUGCUGAUUAUGGUACUACAACAGAUCCUGAAACAUACACUCAAGCUGAAGAAGAUAACGCAGACUAUGAUGACCAUGAAGAAGGUGAUAUCAACAGCGAUAGGGGAAGGUCUAAAUCGAGGGGUAAUGCAUUAGAGACUACAAAGUCAAUAAAUGAAUAUUUAAAAUCCCCUAGGGCACAAGAUGUCUGGAAUAAUCUUAACAGAAGUGCGUCCAAUUUACCUCCUCUGAUGGUUCUUUUGUCUGAGAAUAGAGUUAUUUUAAGAAAGAGGGUGAUUGGAUUAUAUACCACUUUGUCUGAACUUAAGUCAUAUAUUGAAUUGAAUGAAACUGGAUUUAAAAAGGCGUUGAAGAAAUUUGAUAAGUCUUUAAAUACUCACUUGAAAGAUGAUUAUUUAACUAAUUUACCUUUGAGGUCCUAUGUUUUCAAGCCUUCCACCAAAGCAAAAGUCGAUGAAAACUUAGAAUCGUUGGUUAGCUUAUAUGCAAUGAUUUGUAAUCAUGGAAACGGUUUAGAAUUGGCUAAAUCUGAAUUAUCUAUUCAUUUGAGAGAGCACGUAGUAUGGGAACGAAACACAGUAUGGAGAGAUAUGAUAGGACUAGAGAGGAAAUCACAGGCUGCGAACACCACAAAGGACACCGUCACGAACGAGAAGGACAAUAAGAAAGCGACCUUUCAGUUUAAUAUUUCUUUGAAAAAUCCUAGAAUUAUAAAGCUAAUAUCAAUCACAGUAAUUACUAUUAUUUUCUUGAACAUGUCAUUGUUUGAAGAUAAACAGCAACAACAUUGCUUCAGUCUAGUUCUCUGUGCCUCGUUAUUGUGGGCGACUGAGACUGUUCCAUUAUUUGUUACUUCAUUGUUGGUUCCAGUCUUGGUUGUGAGCUUGAAAGUUUUGAAAAACGACGAUGGUAGUGUAAUGGAUGCGCCUUCUUCUUCGAAAUAUAUUCUAUCAACUAUGUGGAAUUCUGUGAUAUUACUACUUUUAGGAGGUUUUACAUUAGCUGCAGCACUAUCCAAAUACCAGAUAGCAAAAUUGAUAUCUACAUGGAUUUUGUCGAAGGCGGGAACAUCUCCAUCAAUCGUCUUAUUGACUAUAAUGGGAGUUGCUUUAUUUGCUUCUAUGUGGGUUUCUAACGUGGCUGCUCCCGUUUUAUGCUUUUCUCUAAUACAACCCCUUUUGAGGACCCUUCCGAGGGGCUCUCAAUUUAUUAAGUCCUUAAUUUUGGGUAUUGCAUUAGCGUCUAAUAUCGGAGGCAUGGCUUCUCCAAUUGCUUCGCCGCAAAACAUAAUAGCAAUUGGAGCUAUGGAUCCUCCACCUUCUUGGGCUCAGUGGUUUAUUAUAUCGCUUCCUGUUUGUGUUUUGUCGCUAUUAUUAAUUUGGGUUUUCUUAUUGAUCACAUUUAAUUGCAAUUCGCACAAUACUCAAUUAGUUGCCUUCCGAACCAUUGACGAUAAAUUCACUCUUGUUCAAUGGUACGUCGCUGUUGUGUCUAUAGGAACUAUAUUCUUAUGGUGCAUUGCUUCGAGGCUAGAAAGUAUUUUCGGAGAAAUGGGUAUCAUCGCACUUUUGCCUUUGCUACUAUUUUUUGGACCUGGAUUGUUGACAGCAGAAGAUUUCAAUAAUUAUCCUUGGAAUAUUGUCAUAUUGGCAAUGGGAGGUACAGCUUUGGGAAAAGCGGUUUCAUCCUCGGGUCUCCUUGCCACUAUUGCAGUCUCCAUUCAAAAUCAUGUUGAAGGUUUCUCUUUAUUGGGCGUAACUUUGACAUUUGGUCUUUUGAUUUUGACAGUUGCAACAUUUGUUUCCCAUACGGUAGCAGCAUUGAUCAUAAUUCCAUUAGUUUCAGAAAUAGGCAAUAAGAUGCCCGAGCCACAUCCAAGGUUGUUGAUAAUGGCCAGUGCACUCUUAUGCUCUGCGGCAAUGGGUUUACCAACUUCUGGGUUCCCUAAUGUAACUGCAAUUUGUAUGACGGAUGAAUUUGGAAAGCCGUAUUUGACCGUUGGAACUUUCAUCACUAGGGGUGUUCCCAGUUCUGUGAUCGCAUAUUUCAUUAUAGUCACAAUUGGAUAUGCUACCAUGAGGAUUAUCAACUUUUAA
Messenger RNA from Priceomyces carsonii, 2517 nucleotides. It is a transcript of the gene PHO91, whose product is annotated as Pho91p. Gene Ontology annotation, molecular function: phosphate transmembrane transporter activity. Lineage: Eukaryota; Fungi; Ascomycota; Pichiomycetes; Serinales; Debaryomycetaceae. The transcript has a single exon. Gene Ontology annotation, cellular component: membrane. Gene Ontology annotation, biological process: phosphate ion transport; polyphosphate metabolic process; transmembrane transport. The record is from RefSeq and is a predicted model, not a curated record. Bases 1 to 2517 code for a protein of 838 amino acids.